CAUCAGCAGCAGCGUUACUGACGUUGGUGUGUAACUACACAUGUAAUAUUACACUGACUACACAUGUAAUACCACCUAGUGCUUCAUGGUCACUAACAUACUGUGAGUGGAGCCGAACAAAACCGGGACCGUCAUUUGUUGAGAUCUGCACUCCCGAAAGCGUCGGAUAAAACCGUUUCAAGAACCAGGAGUCUCUAUUGAAGCUAACCGUAGCUAGCCUAGCUGGUGAACUUUUGUCAUCGCUGCUCAUUGACAAUCAACGUCAUAAAACUCGAGCAAGCUAACCGGGCAGGUUUAGCUUAAUGCUAGGACGGACUUUGAACUCCACCAAGGGAAGAUUCUGGUUGUGUUGAUUGUCAGAAGAGUAGCUAGCUGGUGCUGCUGGCUGAUUUGCUAGUCCGACAUCCUUGUCUUGUUCGAGGUCAUUCUUUAGUGUCCAUCUAGCCAGCUGUAAUCGGGAAACUAGCGGUCAUGAAGAGCCUUCCGUAUUUCUGCCGGGGAGAGGUCAUCCGAGGAUUCGGAAGAGGAAGCAAAGAACUUGGGAUCCCUACAGCCAACUUCCCUGACUCAGUGGUGGACCAUCUUCCUGCAGAUAUCAGCACAGGGAUCUACUAUGGCUGGGCCUGCGUCGGUAACGGUGAUGUCUACAAGAUGGUGAUGAGCAUAGGCUGGAACCCAUACUACAAAAACACCAAGAAGUCCAUGGAGACGCAUGUGAUUCAGACAUUCAAAGAGGACUUCUAUGGGGAGAUUCUCAGUGUGGUCAUGGUGGGCUACAUUCGUCCGGAGAGAAGCUACGACUCGCUUGAAGCGCUAAUUGCAGCCAUAAACAACGACAUUGAGGAAGCCAAGGUCAAGCUGGAGCUCCCGGAGCAUCUCAAACUAAAAGAAGACAACUUCUUCAACAGCGUUACCAGCCUGUCGUCAACGCUGCCCCCCACCGCUGCAUCCACAUCACAGACUAUUAUGAAUGGUCACUAACAGCUGCUUGUGACUGUAGUACUUUGUACACACACACACACACACACACACACAUACACACACACACACACACACACCAGAACAUCACAAUGGUUUCUGUUUACACACAGGUGUUUGCACUCAUUAACAUGCACAGCCUCAUACUGAGAUAUCUGAGCUGUCGCCAUGGCUGCAUAUGAACAUAAUGGUAAACAACCAAUCUUUUUUUUUUAAACUUUUACUUUGUCCAAUGUGUCUCAACUAUUUAAGUUCCUGUAUGGGUUUAUUGCACACAGCCAAUUAGAUGUUCAUUUGUAUACAUCCACACCAGAUUGCCUCAUAUAAGAGCAUAACUGUGUAUGCAUUUCUUUGGUCUCACUGGUCCUGCUAUAUAUUUGGAAUCGUUUAUGAGAAAGUACCUAUAAAGACAGAUUUUGCAAUGAGGUUGACAGCAACAUACAAGUCAUUUUAUUUGUGUCUGUAAAUACCAAAAUACACUAAUAGACCCGACUCUCGACUCUCAAUGGCUAAGGACAGAAGUACGAUACAUGUUAUUUCAUUUUUUGGGCAUUGUUGUCAGUAAAAAAACACCGGUCGCACUGUUAGAUGACUUUAUGCAACAAUGUGGCUAAAUGCAAUGAAUACGUGGAAAUUCAAUUAGAAAAGUAAAUUAAUAUAAUGCUAUUAAAUUAUCUUCUAACUUGCUUCAUGAGAAAACUAUUUCCCGUCCAGUGGGUCACAAGCUCCAGCUAUCACUGCCCUAACAAUAAGAAUGACCCAUUUACACUGGAAUACAAAUUUGAUUUAGGGUUUUUGAUGCAUUAUGCAGGAAGAAUAUCGUAUUGCUAUGAUUAUUUGAUAAGUAGCAAAGGGAUUGUUGUUUAACGGAGAUGAUGUUUUGGCUUUAGCUUGCCUGAUGCUCUGACCUACAGUCCGUCAGUCACAGGUUGUUUGUAGGGGUAAAACAUUGAUAGAUGAUAUGGGAUAACGUUUAAGGUCCACAGUACCCUGCUGUGAUCUGUAUAAGGUGUAACAGUCACUCAAAUAGACAUUAUAUUCUUGAUAUAUAUAUAUAUAUAUCUUACAGUUUCAGCCUUUUUCCAUUUGAAUCCUUUCUGUCAACGGAACCAUUGGAAAACCCUUUGCUCUGACGGGGGUUUUCAGGUCUGAAUGAAAAACUGUUACAAAAAACAUCUCGAGACAUUCUAACAUACAACUAAUAUUCUGUGUGUACACUUUUAACCACUGUAAAUAUUUGCUUUGAAUGAAGUAGUCAUGUGAUUUUUGGUUUUAAAUCUGUAUUGCAUUUGUGUUAUGUAGGAAGGCAUGACUGAAAUGUAUGAAUGUUGACAUUCAUCAUGCAACAGUAGCUAUGUUAGUUUCCAUAGAAGACCUUAGCUGUUUUUCUCUCUCUAUUAUCACUCUGGUUAGUUUCUUUACCGACGGAAUGACAGAAUCAAUACAGGAAGCAGCACUUUACUGUAAUCAUGUCGACAAACUCACUGCUAUAAAAAGCUUUCUUUCAUAAUCAAUAUUACAUUAUUGCCCAUUAAAUUAACCCUCUAAAGCACUUAAUGUACCGAAUAAAUUUCAGUGCUACUUUAAAUUGUGAUGUGCUUCUUCUUCCCUGUCGAAGAUUUUAGAGGGGCGUUUUCAUCGCAUGUCUGCAGUGAGGCCUCAUUUCUUGCAAUUCAUUAUUCGAGUUCCUCUAGUACACAUGUACCAGGGUAACUGUGCGUUGAGUGUCAGGUUCACCUUUUUAUUUUGUUCAUUAAAAAAACAUGUUAACAUAUCCAAAGAUAGUCAUAUUGUAAUAAUGAUGUUACUGACAUCCUUGACUAAUGCCCAGCUAAAUGCUGUUGUUUUUGAACCAUUUCUUAAAAUGAUACAAUAUACAACAACCAUAUAUAUUUAUAUUCUCCCCUGCUGCUCCAUCUUUAAACUACUGUGGAUUCAAAAACUAGAUGUAGAUGUCCAGCUAUAGUCCUGUCUGAUGCUCACAUUACUACUUCUUUGAUGGCACCCACAGGAUAGUUGACAUCCACCUGGAUUCAUCUUCUUAUUUAUGGGAAACAUGCAUUUUCAAGCAUUUGGACUGCCUAUGUUGUGAAUGUAUUAUCUUUUAAAUUUUUGUAAUUUACCUAUUGCACGUCUGCCCGUCCUGGGAGAGGGAUCCCUCCUCUGUCGCUCUCCCCGAGGUUUCUUCAAUUUUUCCCUAUUAACUGUGGGGUUUCUUUGGGAGUUUUUCCUUGUCGAUUUGAGGUUCCAAGGACAGAGGGUGUUGUAUUCUUAUCCGUAUUCUGUUCAAACUGUAAAGCCCCCUGAGACAAAUGUAACAUUUAUGAUAUUGGGCUAUAUAUAUAAACUUUGAUUGACUCAGAGUAAGUUGGUGUUGAUAAUAAACCAUAUUUUCCUGUAA
Messenger RNA from Eleginops maclovinus (Patagonian blennie), 3379 nucleotides. RefSeq names its product riboflavin kinase (gene rfk). The transcript is spliced from 4 exons. The coding region runs from base 472 to 981 and encodes 169 amino acids. Gene Ontology annotation, biological process: riboflavin biosynthetic process; FMN biosynthetic process. The record is from RefSeq and is a predicted model, not a curated record. Gene Ontology annotation, cellular component: mitochondrion. Gene Ontology annotation, molecular function: riboflavin kinase activity. NCBI's taxonomy places the organism in Eukaryota, Metazoa, Chordata, Actinopteri, Perciformes, Eleginopidae.